GGCAUCCUGUGUCUUUGCAGGCCUGUGCUGGACAUGGAAAUCACCCAGGAUCCGUGAGCCAGGGCAGCCACAGGGCAUGUGCUGUGUGCUGCUCACCCUGGGUGGCUCUAAACUGGCCCCAGAGCACCAUGCUCUGUCUCCUUGUCUGGGACAAAAGCAUCUUCUGGGCAGAGCCUGGCAUUGAGCCCAGAGACUUGGGAUCCUUUUUGGUGACGCGGUGUGUGGAGCACUUGCCCUCCUUCACUGCUAGCCUCUCUAGGGAAACUAGGCCACAGCGAGUCUCUUGCCCUGAUCACAGAAUUCAGCUGUGCAGCCUGAUGCUGGCACUCUUAGCCUGGAGGCUACAAAGUCUGGAGGGGCUGCUAUGGAAGUGUCCCUCACCUGCUCCCCAUGCCCAGCUGCCAUCCUCAUGGAAGAAACCCAGGGAUGCGACCCCCUGCAGUGCACCACUCCACAUUCAGAGCUGUGCUCCCUCCCAGGCUUCUGUGACCACCGGCAGCGAACUCACCAUGUCUGGGCCUCAGAGCACAGGGCAGGUGCCAGAUGCCCAGAGAGACUCGCCCCUGGGCAGGAGGGAUGAAGAUGCCAAGGAGGGGACCCAGAGCUCCCACCGCAUGCUGGGCUUUAGCGAUGCGCUGCUGUCCAUCAUCGCCACCGUCAUGAUCUUGCCUGUGACGCACACAGAGAUCUCCCCGGAGCAGGAGUUUGACAAAAGUAUGCAGAAACUUCUAGCCACCAGGAUUGCUGUCUACCUGAUGACAUUUCUAAUUGUGACGGUGGCCUGGGCGGCACACAUCAGGUUGUUUCAGGUUGUUGGGAAAAUAGACGAUACACUUGCCUUGCUCAACCUGGCCUGCAUGAUGACCAUCACCCUCCUGCCUUACACGUUUUCCUUAAUGGUGACCUUCCCUGAUGUGCCUCUGGGCAUCUUCUUGUUCUGUGUGUGUGUGAUCACCAUCGGGGCCGUGCAGGCACUGAUCAUAGGCUACGUCUUCCAUUUCCCAUACCUGCUGAGCUCGCAGCUCCGCACCUCCACCCACAGAGCUGCGACCCGGCAGCACAUCCUGCUCCUCGUCCUCCGCGGCCCAGCGCUGUGCUUCGCUGCAGCUGUUUUUUCCCUCUUCUUCUUCCCCAUGUCGUACCUCCUGAUGGUGACCGUCAUCUUCCUUCCCUAUAUCAGCAAGGCUGCCGGCUGGUGCAGAGGCAGGCUCGUGGGCCUGAGGCAGCCCCCAGACCAUGGUGUGGAGUUCUUCACCUUUGACCUGCAAGAGCCCCUCAGCAAGGAGCGGGUGGAAGCCUUCAGCGAUGGUGUCUACGCCAUCGUGGCCACACUGCUCAUCCUGGACAUCUGCGAGGACAACGUCCCCAACCCCAAGGACGUGAUGGAGAAGUUUCACGGCAGCCUGGUGGCGGCCCUGGGCGAAUAUGGGCCGCACUUCCUGGCAUACUUCGGCUCCUUUGCCACAGUGGGCCUGCUCUGGUUCGCCCACCACUCGCUCUUCCUGCACGUCCGCAAGACCACACAGGUCAUGGGGCUGCUCAACACGCUCUCACUGGCCUUCGUGGGCGGCCUGCCACUAGCCUACCAGCAGACCUCGGCCUUCGCCCGGCAGCCCCACGAUGAGCUCGAGCGUGUGCGCGUCAGCUGCGCCAUCAUCUUCUUCGCCAGUAUCUUCCAGUUUGCCAUCUGGACCACGGCCCUGCUGCGCCAGGCGGAGACACUACAGCCAGCAGUGAGGUUUGGCGGGAAGGAACACGCCUUCAUGUUUGCCAAGCUUGCCUUGUACCCCUGUGCCAGCCUGCUGGCCUUUGCUGCCACCUGCCUCCUGAGCCGGUUCAGCACAGCCAUCUUCCACCUCAUGCAGAUUUCCGUGCCCUUUGCCUUCCUGCUGCUGCGCCUGCUCGUGCGCCUCACCCUGGUGGCCCUUCGGUGCCUGCAGUCCCUGCGGCCAGCACACCUCCCACCAGGCCAGGCCGGUGCAGCUGAUACUGACACCCAGUCCCAGCUCCUGCCUGCUUCCUGCUAGCAGCACACAGGCCACUCCCACGACCUGCCCACCCCACCCGACACCAUGGGUCUCGUCUCCGCUGUGAAAUGCCAACAUCUGUCUGGAGGAUGCCCACUGCCCUGCAUAGGAACUUAAUCCUCUGCUUCCCUCCUCACUCAGACACUGCCAGGAGGACGCCUAUCUCUCCCUCACUUAGAACAGGCUGCCUUGGGAUCUGCGUCUGGAUGGCUUCAGGCAGCCACUCUACCCAUCCCACCCCAUUUGCCUGGAGCUGAGUGGCACCUCCUUCCCAUAACUCAGCUGACCACAAAGCCAGCAUGUGCAGCACCGCCCCACUGGGGCCUCCCAGUCCAUCCAGCCCCUCCCCAUGCCCAGUCACUGGACAGAAGAACAAGGAAGGGCACUCCAGGACACUGAAGCCCAACUCUAUUUGUCCCAGGUAUAAGUUAGGUCACAUUCAGGUAGCAUUAAGUCACAAGGAGAGGCCUGGGGCUCAGUGUCACAGCCCCGCAGGCAGUCUCACUUAAAUAGAAGGCAGACCAUACUGACAAUUUACAAACAAUUCCUGCAGGUUGAAGUCAAAGCAAAACUAAUUACACCAUUAAGGACUUGUUCUGAAGAUGGUAAGUGACAAGAACCGCUCCACUGAGACCAUCAAUGGAAUCUGGGAUGCAUGUGUCUGCAGCUUUGGCAGAAGCAGGGGAAAGACAUGGCCUUGUGGCAUAGAGAUUCCUUGGAGGCUACAGGUCACAGCCACUCCCAAGGACGAGGCCCUCAGUAGUGCAAACCCAGUGCCUAUGAGUGCUGGGAAGAGCUGGACCUGAUAGGUCCCUUGCUUUGCGGGGAGUGCCUCUGCAGACUCUACACUGGCUGCUUAUUUUUUGGUCAGAUUCCUCCAGCGUCUGAGGGGAGACACUGAGCUCUUACGCACGGUUAAAACGGCUUCAUUCACACCAGCCAGGCUGUCCCAGCUGGGCUCAGCCACAGUGGUGCCUGGUAGGGUGGGAACUGUGUCUACACUGGUGUGCAAGAGCCACAGGUUGCUGGCAGAUAGUGCUAUGUAAAGUGCUACAUUUAAGAAUGAGGGCAUUAAAUCCACUCCUCCAUAUGACAGGUGUUAUUUACACAUACACCCAGUUGGACCUUGAAGCCCUGCUUCUAGUCCCCUCUGGGCACUAUAUGCCUACCCCUGGGGUCAAGGGGAGCCCAGCCCACACUCUGGUUGCUGCACAGUAGCCACCCAAACCCAUCUGGCCUCAGUGGACAGAAGACUCCUCUCCCAGGGGAGGCUGGGCACUGCCCAGCACCCACAACCACCUCCCCUGGUCCAAACCCCGCUGCAGUGACAGGGCCGGAGACAAGGGACAGCACCUUCCCUGUGCCAGGCAGGGAGGUAGUUACCCCAUGGCCACCAGGGCUGCAUGCCACCUGCCAACAGUGGGGAAGGAGGCUGAACAGCUGCUUCAGAGGACAGCCUGAGGGGCAUAAGAUGAAGUCAAGAGGCCACCAAACAAGUUCCAGUGCUGCCCCAAGGGGCAGGCCAGCCAGGAACCCUGUGCUCCCAUCUGGGACUGUCCAGGGCUGCCACCCACCCAGGGGUUUCCAGGUGACACUGGACAGGGACAAGGGCUGGAGCCGUCCUGGCCCCAGGAAGAUGGUAUGGGCAGGGUGUAGCAAGUCCCAUCAGAUGGAUGGCUCCAGCACCACCUGGACCUCUCUGCCCUUACUUAGCAAUGCCCUCAGGGGCAGGCGCAGCAUCCCCCCUGGUGACUGCAGCCUUCCUGGGCUUCUGCUUGGCCUUCCUCAGCAUGUGGACCUGUCCCAAAAUGGACAGGAUGGAUCAGAGAGUUGGGGGCACCAGGUUGCAGCCCUUGGGUCCAAAGGCAGCCAGCCACUCUCAGCUCAGCUUCACAGAGGGUUUAGGAUUAGAAGCAGGGCGACACUACAACCUGCUGGACAAUGCCUUUGGCCCAGUCCCUCUUUGAGAGGCCCAGAUGUCUACACUGAGGGGCACAGGGCUUGAAAGUCUGAGUGCCCACAUCAGUUUCCAUGGCUCUCCCGUUCACAGGUGGCCCAGGCUCACUUGGGCAGCAAGGCUACCCCAGCCAUCCCUCAUCUGUGGCCUUCUGCUCCAGCCACCUUGCCCAGGCAGUCAGCCACCCAACAUACCUUGGGGCCUGCGGCUGAGAUGAUCAUGUGUCCUGGGGCUUGGACCCAGGGCUCACCAUCCACCUGCACUGGCGUGGCCUUCAGGAGCGUGACACGGAAGUAGGAGCCUUGUGCAAUGCGGAUACCAGAGCGCAGCCCCCCUUGCACCUGGCCCUGGCAAGGAGGGUGGGAAGCUGGUUUAGCGCGCCGUGGGGUAGCACAGGAGCCUGCCCAUGGCCUAGCGCUCACCAUGUGCACGACGCCAGUUACGCCCACCACCUCCAGCAGCCCAUCGUCCAUUCGUGGCUUCUCAAACCUCGAGUCACUGUCAGAGCCCCAGAGGUCAGCUCCUGAGCCCCAGCUGCCCCAAGAGACAGAGAAGUGCACCAGGGUCAGGCCCAGCACCUGGCCAGGCCCAGGCCCUGGCCCGUGCAGCCUUGGGGGCCUGCACACCUGGGGAUAUUGAUGAAGAUGAGGCCCUCGAUGCUGGGCAGCUCCACCUCCCGCUGUUCCACCUGCAGCCGGAUCUCCUUGUGUAGGCCUCGAGAGUGGCUGAUCUUCUGCAGCCCAACCCGAACAUACACACCCUUGUUGUGGAAUCUGCAGGAGACACGAGAGUCAGCAUCCCUGGGUGGGGGCUGCGCCUGGCCAAGCGUGGUGUUCUCGGCCUACCCUGUGGUACCUGCUGGUGAACUUGCCAGGCUCCUCCUCCCGUGCCUGGUGGAAGUCCAGGCUGAGCUCAGCAUCGAUGCCAAUGCCACAGUAGUUACUCAUCUGUACAAUCUGGGAACAAGGGCUCUUCCAGGACACCACCUCUAGUGUUUGGCUGCCUCCUUUCCAAACCUGCUCUUUGCUGUUGCCACAGCUGCCUUUUCCCUGGGCUGCCCUGCUCAGCCACCCAGCACCCCAAGAAGGCUGCAUGCCCCAUGGUGCGGCUAAAGGAGGGGAGCGUUGUGGGCAAGGGCCAGGGGCCACGUGGUACCUUGGGGGGCUCUGCAUCCACCACAUUGUUGUCUAUACCAGCGGCCUUGUGAGCAUCCAGCAGGAUGGUCCAGCGGUCCAUGAGCACAGCAUCCGCCUCAUCCACAGACACCAGCAUGGAGAACGGGUCCUCUCCACUGUAACCCGCACCCCAGCGGAGGACCCGGCCGAGGUCGUUCCCUGAAACACAGGUGAGACUUUGAGUGCUGCCACAUACCACCUCCGGAGAGAACUUACCUCAAAAUGGAGGGACAGACUCCCUACAGGAUGGAGACCCCACCACAGAAUGGAGAUGUCACCAUGGGACAGGGACCCCACCACACACCUUGGACAAAACUUGAGGUAGGGAUA
Fukomys damarensis (Damara mole-rat) is the source of this 5489-nucleotide messenger RNA. RefSeq names its product transmembrane protein 175 (gene Tmem175). The transcript is spliced from 10 exons. Bases 129 to 2027 code for a protein of 632 amino acids. Gene Ontology annotation, molecular function: proton channel activity; potassium ion leak channel activity. NCBI's taxonomy places the organism in Eukaryota, Metazoa, Chordata, Mammalia, Rodentia, Bathyergidae. The record is from RefSeq and is a predicted model, not a curated record. Gene Ontology annotation, cellular component: lysosome; endosome.